GCUGCGUUUCCAGUCGGAUGACUUUGGAAGGAGUACCAGGUCAGCUCAUGCAGUGCUGCAGAGAAGCAGCUCUGUUCUACUGUCUGCUGGUUUAAAUCAUGUUAGGAUUCAUAGUGUGUGUGUCCGGACAGGUAGCUCUGUGCACGGGGGUGUUGUCGCUAGCUUUAGCCAAGCUCACGAGCACGGGCUGUGUUGUUUGCUAACAUUAGCCCACGCUUGUUUCCCAUGUAAACAGACCGGUGAGCAGCAGCACGCUCCUUCCUCCUCUGCUCUCAAGGACGUGUGUUGUGCAUCAGCUGACUUCAGGUUUUCUGUGCAUUUACUCUAUGGCUUCCCAGGGAGUCGCUCACAGGCGGUGCAGGUGGUGAAUGACGCAGCCUUCCGCACGAGUCAUGACGGACUUCUUGAGGACGGCGCACCGCCUCUUUCUGAAGCUCGCCCUGUUCCCGAGCUCUCUCUGCAGGACGGGCCCGCGGCCGAGCGCCUCCGAGGUGCUGACCUGCCACCUGCUGCAGCGCCGCCUCCCGCCGUGGACCUCGUUCUGUGUCCGCUACAGCUCGGUCCACAACGACCAGUUCGGUCUGUCCAACUUCAACUGGCCAGUGCAGGGGUCCAACUACCAGAUCCUGAGGACAGGCUGCUUCCCCUUCAUCAAGUAUCACUGCAGCAAAGCACCUGCACAGAACCUGGACUUUGAGGACAGGUUUUUCACCGCGCUGAAAGUGAUUAAUCUGGGGAUCCCUUGUUUGGCCUAUGGCAUCGGCUGCUGGAUGGUAGUGGGAGCUUCAGAAACAGUGCAGACCAGUGUCGGACCUGUCACAGUCUAUUUCGCCUACAAAGAAGACGAAGGCUCACAAUAUUAAACCGAGAACUUUUUUUUUUUGAAUCGUGAGAUCAUAUGUUAUAUAUUUAGUUGCUGUAUUUACAGCAUUUCCUCAGGUGGUGUUUUCGGGCAUCCGCUGUCACAAGUCUUCUCAUUGUGUGAGAGCACAGGUUCAGUUGUGUUUUAAUUAUUAAAGAUUUAAGGUUGUAAAGGA
Molecule: messenger RNA, 1037 nt
Organism: Hippoglossus stenolepis (Pacific halibut)
Lineage: Eukaryota; Metazoa; Chordata; Actinopteri; Pleuronectiformes; Pleuronectidae
Gene: c5h15orf61
Product: chromosome 5 C15orf61 homolog
Exons: 2
Coding region: 369-863 (164 amino acids)
Source: RefSeq, a predicted model, not a curated record